AUGAGCGAGGAUCAUCUGGCCGCCAGUAGCUUUGGAGAUCCAAACGCUCAGCCGCCCACACCGAAGCAAACGCCGCCAUCUGCCGUAUUUUCUAGUCCGAUUUUUGAAACGCCAAAACGUCACCGGAGCUCCUUCACCGAAACCACUGGGUUAACUCCUCGGUUUGCUGAAGAAUAUUCCGUCUUCAACGCAACCCCGGGCAACCUGCGAGGAACUCAAGGCCCCUUUCCGGACUUUUUCCCCAUCACAUCCGUAAGCUCUUCGGCGGGACAUAAGCGAUUGCUGUCUGCUGAGGCGUUUGCCGUCGAAAUCGCAGCGCAUGUGAACCUCCUGUCGCCGAAUCCAAACGUCGCCCUGCCGCCAGUUGCUCCCGCCCACCGAUUACCGUCCUCUCCGAACCCGUCCGUGGCAGAAAAAGCUUCUUCGACCGCAGGCUUUAAGCCUCAGCCAAACCCCAACCUGUCCAAGACCCCUACUUCGUCCAAGAAAACUCAACGAGGUACUAUUGCCAAAGAACCAACUCAGGUCAUAUCGCCGCCACCCACGGCACGGAAAGGAGAGCGUCGGCUCGAUCCGAAGCUCAACAUGCAAAAUGACCAAAACUUCAGUCGCCCGGACUUCCAUGAUCUGUCGCCGCAGGAAAUGGCGGCAUUACUAGGUAGUGCCAACGACAUGUUCGGUUACCCGAUGUCUACGCCAGCCACAACGCAUUCCAACUUUUGGGACCCAACCGUGAUGAAUAUGGACUUGGACUUAGCCACAACAGGAGUCAAUAUGUUCCAACCGCCUACACCCUCCUCUCAUCGCCAUGCGGGCUCGUUUGAUUGGAAUAGCGAGGUUCAACUUUUCCAGGAUCCCGACUUGCCGCCAUGUUCAAAUCAAGAAAAUGUCCAGCCUGUCAGGGGAGAGAGUUCGCUGGCUCCCAAGCCAGCGGCAUCCGACAUUGUGUGCACUAGUGCCCAAGAUCCAUCCUUGUGUGUGUCGUUUUCGCCUAUGAUGGACGAAGCGUUUACCAUGAUUAAUACCGGAGAUGCCGUUGACCCUGGUCUUCUGUUCACUCGCCCGCAAAGUGCAUCCAUAGACGCCGGCUUGAGCACUACGGAACAACCCAGAAUAGCGGAGACAGCGAUUCAAUCAGGGAAGACACAGGUUGGCAACGGACGCAGACCCGCUAUCGUGAAGGACAAAACGAAUGCUACCAAGGGUCCUGACCGGCAAACUGCAAGCUCUCCUGCAAAAGCAUUGGGCAGACCUGGGCCUGGGCGGAGUGUUAGCGAAAACCGAGGGAGAAAAGCAGCUCGAAGAGGUUCACUUCCAAUGCUGGCUCCCGCGGCAAGGCCAGCCCCCGACCUCGGGUUCAGAGGUAGCAAGUCAACUGGUCGUCUGCCAGGGAGAAUAUCGCCAUUCAGGACACAGCAGAGGUUGUCGAGCCUUGCAUCCAUCCCAGAGAUGUGCCCACAAGCGCGACAUCUCACCUCUGUCCGGUUGUCGGUCAAUAAACACGGGCGAGCGACCAUCCAGACCAUGCUAGGCCGCGGGAGCACGUCAAUGACCAAAAGCCAAAGUUCUCAGGAUUUGUCAACACAUCGAAGCUGGUCAUCAACUGAAGAUGACUCCGACACAGACGACGAGCCUAUCAUCAUUCCCAGUCGCAAUAACUCCUUCAAUGCGUCAUUUGCCCUGCCUGAUCCCCGCAAGCCGGUAGGUUCACUAUUCUCGUCGGGGCGAAGCGUCGGCGACAGAAGCAACAGCAACUCAGCCAACGAGGGGGAGAGCGAAGCAGAAACGGUCGUCAAUGAGAGAGCCGGCAAGUACGGGGACGCGGCUAGCGAAUUGCGAAAGGUUGUUGAGGAUCGACAAAACCGCUCCCUCCGGCUGGCGGGCGCAACAUCAUUGCGACGCUCGUUGAAUACCAGUAUUCAGAACUUCCCCGGAGGAAUCAUUUCGCCCACGAGUCUGACCGAAUCAAGCUACGGACCGGAUAGCUACAACGUCCGAUGCGUAUGCAAUAAUAGCAAGGCAGACGAGAGCAACGGCUUCUUGGUUGAAUGGUAA
Metarhizium album ARSEF 1941 is the source of this 2055-nucleotide messenger RNA. RefSeq lists its product as uncharacterized. The record is from RefSeq and is a predicted model, not a curated record. The transcript has 2 exons. NCBI's taxonomy places the organism in Eukaryota, Fungi, Ascomycota, Sordariomycetes, Hypocreales, Clavicipitaceae. Bases 1 to 2055 code for a protein of 684 amino acids.